Molecule: messenger RNA, 4293 nt
Organism: Melanotaenia boesemani (Boeseman's rainbowfish)
Lineage: Eukaryota; Metazoa; Chordata; Actinopteri; Atheriniformes; Melanotaeniidae
Product: RNA-binding protein 15-like
Exons: 2
Coding region: 82-2643 (853 amino acids)
Biological process (GO): regulation of alternative mRNA splicing, via spliceosome
Cellular component (GO): nucleus
Molecular function (GO): mRNA binding
Source: RefSeq, a predicted model, not a curated record
AGGCGGAACUUCCGGUACAGUAGUGCAACUUAUCCAACAUGGCGCUUACGUCUUUCGCCAAAGAGUAGAGUUGAAACCUUUAUGAAAGGGAAAGAACGAUCACCGGUGAAGAAACGUUCCCGGGCGCCUGAUGACAGCAGAGACCGAGGUGGAAGCUACCCGGGCAACAAGAAGACAGCAGCGCUCUCGGUCGGCAGCUACGCGAGCAACAACGGCUCCGCUCAAAGCGGCGCCCCAUCCAGGAGAAGUUUACAUAACGAGAAAAGAGACAUGAGAGAUUCAGACGGAUAUAAUUCCUCCAGUCGGACUGGAAGCGGUUACGACUACGCAGUUGUUGCGGGAAACAAGCCGCACAGCAGCACUGACAUAGCCGCGGAAGCAUCCAGAUCUGGUUCACGCAGUGACUCGCGGCCUCCGCCAAACCCAGGAAGUGAGUACAGAACUCUAAAAAUAAGCGAACUUGGCUCCGAGUUAAACGACGAGGAGAUAGAAGACGGCUUGUUUCACGAGUUUAAGAAGUUUGGAGAUGUAAGCGUUAAAAUUUGUCGUGAAAAUGACGAGAGGGUGGCGUUUAUAAACUUCAGGAGGCCUGAUGACGCUCGUGCAGCGAAACACGCCCGCGGCAAGCUGGUGCUGUAUGACCGACCCCUGAAAAUAGAGACUGUCUACACGAGUAAGCGCAGAAGCCGCUCGCCUGUUUUAAAAGACAGUUUCCCCUCAGGACAUAGACAUCCCCCCCCUCAGAGACCCAUGUCUCCCACAAGUCAGGGCUACAGAGACUACCGGUUACAGCAGUUGGCUUUGGGCCGCCUCCCCCCUCCUCCCCCACCACCGCACCUAAGAGAACUGGAAAGAGACAGAGAGUUUUCCGUGUAUGACUCCAGAAAUAGACCUCCGUUUAUUCCUGAGUCUGCUGUUUUUCGUGACGAGGAGCUACUCAGCCCUGAGGAUGACCAGAGAGCAAACAGGACGUUGUUUCUGGGCAACUUGGAUGUCAGUGUUUCAGAGAAUGACCUGAGGAGGGUGUUUGACCGGUUUGGAGUGAUUACUGAGGUGGACAUAAAGCGAGCAGCGAGAGGACAGAGCAACACAUAUGGAUUCAUCAAGUUUGAGAAUCUUGACAUGGCUCACCGUGCCAAAAUAGCCAUGUCAGGGAAAAUGGUGGGGCAUAGCCCAAUAAAAAUUGGAUAUGGUAAACCAACCCCCACAACCAGGCUGUGGGUGGGUGGUCUUGGACCCUGGGUUCCGCUUGCUGCACUGGCCAAAGAGUUUGACCGCUUUGGUACCAUCAGGACUAUAGACUACAGGAAAGGUGAUGUGUGGGCUUACAUUCAGUAUGAAAGCCUGGAUGCUGCUCAGGCUGCAUGUGCUCACAUGAGAGGUUUCCCCCUUGGUGGUCCUGAAAGGAGACUCAGAGUGGACUUUGCAGACACAGAACAUCGUUACCACCAGCAGCAGUAUAUGCAGCUUCCUCUCCCCUUGCCACACUAUGACUUGGUCCCUGAGCCCUUUUCUCACCGCCUUCCGGACUCUGUGAGAGUGAGAGAAAGGUCCCCUCCACUUCCUGCUCGCUUUAGAGACAGAGAUUUCUACGCUCCUGCUGAAUGGUCUGGCAUGAAUGUCCAUGACAGGAUACGAGGACCAGGAUUUGAUCCCAUAGAGCACCUGGAAAGGCGUUUCCAAGAUGGUUGGUCAGUAGAGAGGGAGCGGGAGAUGCAGAACAGAGAUCUAGGCCGCAAAAGGAGACAUUUAGAAGACGGCUGGCGGCCAGAGUGUUCACCUGAAAGCAGUGACUACGGUGUGCGACGUCAGGGAAGCUCAUUAGAGCGCAGCCCUGGCGGGAGCAGCCAUGAUGGGGGACGCUACAGUGACAUAGAGCGUCAGCCUCACUCAGGGAGAACAUCUCCAGUCAGUGAGCGCAAGAACAGCCACGACAGUAGGUUUGUAGACAAAAGAAGAAGAAUAAGUAACCCUUCUGAGCCGGGCUCCAGCUCUGAGAAAGACCGCAGAUCUAAAGUAGGUGACUCAUCUAAAAGCCCAGCGAAGAAGGAGUGCCGCUCAGAACAUCCAUCUCCAAACUCCUCACCAUCCAAGUCUGGCCAGCAGUCUAACCCCACCACUGAUGGACUGAAGCUGAGUCAGGCCUGGGAGGGAGUCCUCCUGCUAAAGAACAGCAGCUUUCCAACCUCUCUUCACCUGCUGGAAGGAGACAUUAAAGUAGCUUCUAGUCUGCUGGUGAAGGGCUCCACAGGGGGGAAAGUGUCCCAGUUAAAGAUUAGCCAGCGCCUGCGCCUGGACCAGCCAAAGCUAGAUGAAGUCUCCCGUCGCAUCAAAGCCGCCGGCUCCAGUGGAUUCAGCAUCCUCCUGGCUGUGCCCAGGAAAUCUGAGGAUAGCGGAGAACAGGAUGCCAACAGCUCCUCAGAAAGGCCGCUCAAGAACCUGGUGUCCUACCUGAAGCAGAAAGAGGCAGCUGGUAUCAUCAGCCUCCCAGUGGGGGGCAGUCGUGACAAGGAGCACGGAGGCGUUCUGCACGCUUUUCCUCCAUGCGAGUUCUCCCAGCAGUUUUUGGAUGCCUCUGCCAAAACCUUUGCCAAAUCUGAGGACGACUACUUGGUGAUGGUCAUUAUCAGAGGAGCAUCAUAAAAAAAAUAAAUAAAAACAAGUGCUAAUUGCACAUGUCUGUUUUCACCCUUAUUAACUGUUAAAAUGUUUGAGAUGUAAAAGAAAGAAGUAAUAACAAAGUGGUGCAAGAGGGUUCUUAUUUUCUGUUCCCUUAUCUGUAGGAUUGGCUUUUAUUUCAUGCUGUUAAGUGUAUAAAAGGAAAGUCACAUAGAAAAGUGACUUUUUUUGAUAAAUUUAUGGAUUUGAUUCAUCAGUACAAGUGUCAUAUUGCUGUUAUUAGAUGAAUACAUGCCAGCUGAAGGGUAUUUUUCUGAAGGUAAUUCAGAGAAAGCUACAUUUCUGUAAAUCACUUCUAUAUGUUGCCUUAUGCCAUUUAAAAAGAAACACAGUUGCUUUUAUAUCCUUGCAUAGAUCACAUCUGUCAUCACCUGUGUAACAAACAAUUUAAGAUCCAGGAAACGGCAUUUAGCCUUUAUUUAAUUAGUUCAUGAUGUAGAUGUAAUUGAUCAGUAUCCCUAACAUUUAAACACAUAAUCCACGUGUUUAGUCAGGCUAUGAAAGAAUUUGAUCAAACAUGCAAAUAACAUGGUUAUUUUCUCUUAAUUGAGGUAGUAUGUCUGUUUCCCCAAAAGCGUCACCCAUUGCUCAUUAAGAGUUGUAUUCCAGAUGUGCAUAUGUGUUGCUGAUUGAGUUAAAAUUUCAAAUACUUUCCAGUUCAGUUCAAUGUAAUGGCUGUUCAGUUUUUGCCAUUUUGGGGAAGUCCUGCUCAGAGAGAUGAAAAUAUAUGUAAGAAAAACAAAACAGUGCUAUUAUAUACAUAUUCUUGGUGUCAGACCUGAAACAGAUGGGAGAAGUUAAAGAACAUGAAGGGUUUUUAGUGUAUUUGACAUCAUUAUGUUCCUUCCAGAGCCACGUCUGUAGGUUUAGACAUAUUAUAAGGUGACAAUGCAUUAUUUCUUGUUUUUUUUUUUCAAAGCACUGGUUCCAACAGCACCAGUAUCACUUAUAGAGGAUGGUAGAAAAAAGCAAGUUCUGUAUUACAUUGCAAGAUAGUAAUUAAUGGUACUUUAUUCACUGUUGAACAUAGUUUUAAUUGAUGAUGGGUUUUCAAAACAGCUAAAGAUAGUGAUAAACCUUCCAGAGUUUAUUUAUUUUUUCCAAGACCAGUUUCCAAAACUCAAAUGUUUCUUUGUAAUAGGACACAAAUCAUUAAGGUUUGGCUUUUUUGUUUUCUUUAAAAUAAAUUAGCUGAAUUUGCUCAGUACUUGACAUAUAUAUAUUCCACUGUCCAAAAGAAGAAUCUAUCUGGGUUUUUGACUUGACUGAUGAUAUGCAUAACAGGGUUGUGUUUUGUUUUGUUUUAAACAGUUCUAUAGAAUAUUUUUCUUGCUAUCUUAUCGAGUUUGGUUGUUCAAUCAAAGGCUUCAUUUCUGUUAAAUGAUUUAUAAUUACUACCCCAGCAAAGCUUGUACUAUUGGGGGACAAAAAAAAGAUGGUGUAAAAUAUAAAUGAAGAUCUAAAUGCACAUCUUUUACCUGAUCUGGCACCUAGAAGUUGGAAGUAUUGCUACACUAUCUGUGGACUUGUGCACCAUGGUAUGCACCAUCCUCUGAAAGGACUUUUAAUGAUUUUUUUUUCAUGCUUUGAUUUGAGUACUGUGUUUCAAAUGGA